AUGUUUCUCCUCUAUAGCAUUUUGGCCAUUGUUGGCUAUUUCGCUUUUUUCCAUAAGAAAAGGAGACUGCGCCUGCCUCCCGGUCCCCCAGGGAAGUUCCUAUUUGGGAAUCUGGGAGAUCUUCCUGGACGAGAUGAACUAGAGGGUAAAUACUGGCUUCAACAUAAGAAAAUAUACGGCCCCAUCAGCUCUGUCAAUGCCCUGGGUAAAUGUAUUAUCAUCCUGAAUGAGGCCCGAUUGGCUGUGCAACUCUUGGAUAAGAGAUCUGCUCUUUAUUCCUCCCGGCCGCAACUCAACUUUAUCGAUAUGUCCGGCUGGGGGGAGAAUCUCGCGACCGCACGGAGCCCGGAGCGCGUUAGACAGAUGCGCAAAUAUAUCUCGCAGGAGAUCGGCUCAAAUCGGUCUUUGUCGCGGUUCAAUGAAAUGCAGACCAAAGAGGCGGCGUGGUUCUUGUUGCGAGUCUUGAAGUCGCCAGACAAUCUACAGCAGCAUAUCCGCAAGGAAGCCGGAGCGGUGAUCGUCAAGAUCGGGUAUGGCUAUACCGUCGAUCCGCAUUCCUCGGACCCCCUCGUGAACAUAGCUGAUCGAGCCAUGGCGGAUUUCGGGGUUGCCUUUAUUGCGUCCUCGUGGGCUGUCAACUUCUUCCCAGUGUUGAAAUACAUGCCUGCCUGGAUGCCUGGAGCGGGAUUCGUCAAAGUGGCGCAGGCCCAUAGAAAGUCAGCAGGAGCACUGAACAAUGUGCCGUAUGAGUUUGUGAAACGCCAGAUGGCUGAAGGAAAGAGUGGCAAUUCUUUUGUCUCGAAUAUUCUGCAGAACAGUCCAUCUAUCUCGGCUGGAGAGGAAGAUGUGCUCAAAUAUGCUGCAGGAUCUUUAUAUGCGGGGGGGGCAGACACAACAGUCUCCUCCCUUGCCAACUUCUUCCUUGCCAUGGCCCUGCUCCCCGAGAUACAAGACAAAGCGCAGCAGGAACUCGACACGGUCAUCGGAGAGAACCAACUCCCCCAGCUGAUCGACCAAGAAAGACUGCCGUAUAUCAAUGCGGUUGUGAAAGAGGUGCUGCGAUGGCAGCCUGUGGUACCAAUGGGGCUUCCCCAUGUCUCGAUACAAGACGACACCUGCGAGGGAUACGAUAUUCCCAAGGGAGCAAUCGUGUUGGCUAAUAUAUGGUAUUCAUCAAGCUUGAGCAGUGUGUGUGUGUUUUUCCAUAUUCUGAUUUAUGAUAGGGCCUUCACACACGACGAGACAGUCUACCAUGACCCAAUGCAGUUCAAGCCAGAGCGAUUCUUGUCUUCUGAUUCUUCCGGCCCUGAACAAGAUCCGCAUUCGCUGGUGUUUGGAUUCGGCCGGCGCGUCUGUCCUGGACGAGCAUUGGCGGACGCAAAUAUCUUCCUUGCCAUCGCUCAGUCGCUGGCUGUCUUUAGGAUCUCAAAGCCUGUACGUGACGGCAACGAAGAAGAGAUCAAUCCCCGCUGGCUGCCGGGUCUUCUGUGCCAUCUUGCGCCUUACAAGGUGUCUGUCCAGCCGCGGAGUGAGGUCCAUCGUGAGAUCGUUCUCUCUCUUGAACGCGAGUAUCCAUGGGAGAAGAGUGAUGCAGAGGGUUUGCAGGAGAGUGAUAUAUCUGUUUAA
Molecule: messenger RNA, 1626 nt
Organism: Penicilliopsis zonata CBS 506.65
Lineage: Eukaryota; Fungi; Ascomycota; Eurotiomycetes; Eurotiales; Aspergillaceae
Exons: 5
Coding region: 1-1626 (541 amino acids)
Molecular function (GO): heme binding; iron ion binding; oxidoreductase activity, acting on paired donors, with incorporation or reduction of molecular oxygen
Source: RefSeq, a predicted model, not a curated record